This is a messenger RNA of Astyanax mexicanus (Mexican tetra), 3932 nucleotides long. RefSeq lists its product as uncharacterized. The coding region runs from base 65 to 1711 and encodes 548 amino acids. NCBI's taxonomy places the organism in Eukaryota, Metazoa, Chordata, Actinopteri, Characiformes, Acestrorhamphidae. The record is from RefSeq and is a predicted model, not a curated record. The transcript is spliced from 10 exons.
CUGUUUUCAAAUGCCCCCUGUGACAGAGCUGUGGUGGAAACUGUGAAAACAUCUCAAUAACCAGAUGCUGGAUGUUUUGAUAGUGGGAGGAGGUCCUCAUGCUCUGAUUCUGGCUACACUGCUCUCCAACCCUCAGCAGCAUGUGAGCUCCUCCAGUGCAGACAUUUUCCAAGGGAUACAGCUCAGCAAGAGCAGAUCCAAGAGUGGACGACCCAGGAGCAAAAAGCGACAUACUGGCAUAACAUUAGAGGAGCACAACCAGUCCACAUCUCCUCCCUGCCCUCCUCUUCACUUCAAGGUGGUGGACUCUUAUGGAGAAUGGGCUUCCCUGUGGGAGAGCCAGUUCACGGCCCUCAGAAUCCCUCACCUUCGCUCACACACUCUGGUCCACACUGAUCCUCUAAAUAAGAAGGCCUUGCAGGAGUUUGUGUUGGAAACCGAUCGUGUGGCAGAGCUUCGCUGUCUCCCUGAGAGGAUCUACAUUCAGGAUGAAAAUGCCUUCUUUAAUGAUAACCGUCUGGGGAAGCGAGACAAAAAGCUCCUGAGUGCUGCAGCAGGACUACAGAAAAGCCUCUACUUCAGCCUGCCGGGAACUCAGCUCAGCGUGGACUUCUUCAAAGAACAGGUGCGGAGAUACACACUGGAUCAUGUGCUGAUCAAAGGCACUGUGGACAGAAUCACUCCACUUCUCUCUGAGACGCAAAAGAAAGUGGAGUUUUUCAGAGUAACUCUAGACACCGGCGACACCGUUGAUGCCAAAAGAAUCGUGAUGGCGACAGGACCUACCAGGGCGCAGAUGGCAAAUAUCCCAUCAUGGGUUUCAGCCAUCGCAGAGAGCUACCCAGAGGAGAGGCUGCAGCACACGGUGGAUCUGAUGCACCUCUACUCUCGACAUAAAACCUUGGGCACUCCCUUCACAGGUCCUCCUCCUGUCUGCUGUUUGGGCCAGAAAGUAAUGGUGGUUGGUGGUGGCCUGACCAGCGCCCACAUCAUUUCCAUGGCUCUGCAGCAAGGUGCAAGUCAUGUGACUUGGGUCCUGCGCAAACAUUUACAGCUGAAGCAGUUUGAUGUUGGAGAUGUGGAGAGCCUGAUUGGCCGCUAUUCACAUGUGGAGCACGGUAUAAAGUUGGAUGGUCUGGCCUACCUGCGGCAGUUCUACAGCGAAAGAAGUCUGCACAGGAGGCUUGCCAUGAUCAAACAGGCUCGCAAAGGAGGAGCAGUCACCCCAGAGGCAUAUGUUAACCUGCAGCCUUUCAUUCAGUCAGGCCAGCUGCUGGUCAGAGCGUACUGCCAGGUGACAGAGGCAAAAUGGUGCUAUGAAGCUCAGGGCUGGAAGGUUUCUCUGAGCGAUGGUGAAAAGUGGAGUGGGGAUAAGAUCUGGCUUGCUACAGGCUGCAAGUUGGACGUAAACCAAGACCCCUUACUCUCUGAUGUCGUGAAGGAGUUUCCUAUUCAGAUAAUUGAAGGCUGGCCGUGUAUUUCAGAAACUCUGCAAUGGGCACUUGGAUGCCCUCUCUACUUAAUGGGCCAAUACGCUGCACUUCAGGUAGGUCCCCAUGCUGUGAACCUUGCUGGGGGUCAAGCUGCAGGUUUACGCAUUGCCAAAGAUAUCAUAGGAGAACACAGCGGUGAGAAAGAGCACAGAGAAGCUGCAAAAGUGGAAAAGACUGAAGAGUAUUUAUCACACAUGCAUGGACUUAUGUGGUUAUAAUGCCCAUCUAUCUACAGUGUUGUAAAAAGGAUUUGCCCCCUUACAUAAUUAUUUUGUUUUUGCUUUUCUAUCAUACUUUCCUUUUUUGCAGAUUUACAAACACAUUUUAAUAUCAGACAAAGAAAACCUAAAAAAAAAAUACAAUUAAGCAUUGUCAAUCUCUGUGGAGGAGUUUUAGCCCACUCUUCUUAACAGAAUUGUUAUAAUUGUUGUCUGGUUUAAGAUCAUUCCACGGCAGCUCAAUCAGACUUUGACUAGGCCACUCCAAAACCAUGGAGAGAUUUGCUGAGACUUGCUGAUGUGCUUCAGAUCAUUGUCCUGCUGCAGAACCCAAGUAAGUUUAAUCACAGCUAAUUCAUUUUUUUCCAUAGGGCCAGGUUGGUUUGGAUAAAUUUUCUUCCGUUAAUAAAUAAAACCAUCAUUUAGAAACUGCUUUUUUGUAUUUACUAAAGUUUGUUUGAUAAUCUGAAAAAUAUAAGUAUGACAAAAAAAUCUGUAAGUGGGCAAAUACUUUUUUCAAGCACUGUAUAUAUAUACACAACUUUGCUCAGGAAAUACACUGGAUCUAUUUAAUAAAUCUGGACAAAACACAACAAAUGGAUGUAUAAAAAUUUAACCAUUUUUGAAACAAAAUCAAGAUGAAAUAACGAGGCCCUUAAAGACUGAUGGUGGAGCUCAAAGUUUAGAACAAGAACUGCACCUGUGAUGUGAAAUCCAGCCUAAGACCUAGACCUGUUUUUUUGCUGGUAGAUGGUUUCAGAUAGUCUUUGAUGGUCAAGGUGGUUGGAAAAGCUAUUCGCCCACAAACCCUAUGCUGGUAUGCCAGCUGGUUAUGCUGGUUAUGCAGGAUUUCUGACUAAAUGUAUUGUAUUAAAGUCAAGUCAGGUCAAGAGGGUUUUAUUGUCAUUCCAUCUUGUGUACAAAUAAACAGUACAAUGAAAUUACGUUCCUCUGGAAACAUGGUGCAACAUGGGACAAACUGUACAAUAUAGACCACAUAAAGUGUAAAUAAAUAAUAAGGAAAUGCACCAAAUACAGGAAACAUGAGAAAAUAUGGAGUGGACAGUGCAGUACAGACACAGUACAGUCUAAAGUGUGUAGUGAGAAGAAUUGGCACCUUUCAGAAACAAAAAUUUAAGGGAUGAUUUUGUGCUUAAGGUAUUUAAUUAUUAUUCUUUUUACAAUGUUUGAAUCCGGCAGAAUCUUUUUGUGCACUGUUGUGUCUGAGGUGCUGAGGUUGUGUCUGACUGUGUGGAACACCUGUGUUCACCUCAGCUUUGGUAACUUAGAGAACAGAAGUGGAAAAAAAAAUUGUUGAACAAAUUGAACAGUAUUUGUCUGCUGCUUCUCCUACGACUUGAAAAGAAGUCAUGUCAUUCAAACAGUUAAAACACACUAUGAUUACUGAACACUAUAAACAUUUUUAAUCUAGUUUAAUCUAGUAAAGAAUAAAUAUUUUCUCUUGACAAAUUUAUAUAUUUAUCAACUGGUAAUCCAUCAGUAUAAUGUGUUCUUUAAAUGGCCAUAUACACUAUUUAUAUUGGAUAAUAGUACUGUAUGUUAAAUAAAUGAUUAUUAAUUCGACUUUAAAAACGUUUUAUUGACGAUUCUUUAUUUUAAGAUGGAGAGAUAUUGUCACACCUUAGCCUCUGGGACCAAAACAGGUUUUCCCUGUUUUGGUCCCAUUUGCUCCCAUUUCUUCUGUUUUCCUGUCUUGUGUUCCCAACCAUCUGCUCUUUAAGCACAUGGCCUUGUUUUGUUGUUAUCCUGUCUCUACUCUAGCCCCACCUGUCUUAUUUGUAACCUGCCCCCUAGUUACUUUUUCCAGGUGUCUCUUCUCUGUGCCUGUGUAUAAAUACCCCAUGUGUUCCUUUGUUAUCUGUCUCUAUGUGAGGUAUUUAACUAGUCUGUCCUAGUUAAUCCACUCUUUUGUUUGAUUUCAUUUUGUUUUACCAUGUAGUGUUGUGUUGCCCUGAUUAUAUGUUAUUUGCUGUUAGUUUGAGCCUCAGUUCUGCCAUGUUGGUGUAAGUUUCUGGUUAUUUCUUUUUAGUUUGUUUGUUUCUUUGUUUGCUUAUUUUUGUGAGUUUGUUUUCUAUUCUUCUUGUUAGUGCUUUGUUUUAUUUAUUUUUUUGUUUAUGUAGUCUUAGUUUUUAUUUUAUUGCUUCAGUUUCUGUUCUUUGUUGUUGUUGUUGUUGUUGUUUUUUUAAAGGAGAAUAAAAUC